AUGGUAAGGUUUGCAUCCGGUGCAUACGUCACGAGCCCAAUCGUAGCCAUUAUGGCAGAAGCUGGAACCCUACCAUUCGACCUACUCGUUCUUCAAAAUAUAGCCCGGUUGGCCAUCCAUACGUUGGGAAAAAGCAAGGAUAAUGCCGUUCUCCCCCUGGUACAUCGAGCAUCCGAACGUCUGACAGAGGUGAUCGGAAUCCCUCUUCCAGAUAUUUGCACUCGUACACGUGCACGAAGAUGGUACGAACCCAAGCUCCCGAUCGUGUGGGACAUAAAGAGACGUGUGAAAGCUGGUGACCCCUCGGAAAUUGUUCGACCUGUUUUUCAGGAGCUCCUAGCAGGUCGUUUCAACCGUUCAACUAUCGUCUACAUGGAUGGCUCGAAAGACGACGAUGCAGUAGGCGUGGGAGUGUAUGGAGAAUACUUCCAACAAUCGGUUGGUCUUCCAUCGUCAUGCAGCGUCUUCUCGGCAGAAGCGUCUGCAAUCAAAACAGCGCUAGCAACACAUAACACGGUCAGUGAUUUGGUGGUUAUGUCUGACUCGGCCAGUUGCUUAUCAGCAUUAGAAGCUGGCACAUCGCAACACUCGUGGAUUCAGCAGAUUGAAAACAUGUUACGAGGCCGUCCCAUCAAGCUGUGCUGGAUUCCGGGUCAUGCUGGUAUCCAUGGCAACGAAGAGGCAGACCGCCUCGCUGGAGAAGCCAGGGGUAAUGCCCCCUUGCAAAUAGCCGUUCCGGGAGUAGACGCGAACAACCAAAUGAAAACAGCUAUCCGAUAUCGGUGGUGCCGUCGAUGGUCUUGGUUCGUAAAUUCGACACAGGGAAGUGGACUGACCGCGAGAAUUCGGCUGAACAGCGAGUCCUUACCCGGCUCCGAAUAG
This is a messenger RNA of Topomyia yanbarensis, 882 nucleotides long. RefSeq lists its product as uncharacterized. NCBI's taxonomy places the organism in Eukaryota, Metazoa, Arthropoda, Insecta, Diptera, Culicidae. The transcript has a single exon. The coding region runs from base 1 to 882 and encodes 293 amino acids. Gene Ontology annotation, molecular function: nucleic acid binding; RNA-DNA hybrid ribonuclease activity. The record is from RefSeq and is a predicted model, not a curated record.